Molecule: messenger RNA, 1363 nt
Organism: Salarias fasciatus (jewelled blenny)
Lineage: Eukaryota; Metazoa; Chordata; Actinopteri; Blenniiformes; Blenniidae
Product: protein NDRG1-like
Exons: 12
Coding region: 110-1237 (375 amino acids)
Source: RefSeq, a predicted model, not a curated record
UUCAGAAAUCUAAAGAUAAAUCUGAAAGCUGAAUUAAGGGAUCCAAGGUCUCUGCAUCUUCUGCAAAUUCCCUCAUUUAUCUGUUGCGAUCACCUCUGCAUCAGCAGCCAUGGUUCUGGAGGACAGCGAAUGCGACUCUGUCUUUGAGCCCCAUAUCACUGAAGAGCAUGUGGAGACUCAGUAUGGAAAGGUCCACUGCAUUAUGACAGGGACUCCGAGGGCAAACCGGCCUGCCAUCCUGACCUUUCAUGAUGUUGGACUGAACCAUAAGUCCUGUUUUGAGCCACUGUUCAAGCAUGAGGACAUGCAGGAAAUCAUCAGACGUUUACCUAUUUGUCAUGUUGAGGCUCCAGGACAACAUGAGGGAGCCAAAACUCUGCCUACUGCGUAUUCCUAUCCCACCAUGGACCAGCUGUCUGAAGCGCUGCCAAGUGUCCUCAAACAUUUCGGACUGAACAGUGUGAUUGGCCUGGGAGUCGGAGCUGGAGCUUACAUCCUUGCUAGAUUUGCACUGAAUCACCCUGACUUGGUGGAUGGACUGGUUCUAAUCAACAUCAACCCAAAUGCAGAUGGCUUGAUGGACACUGUUGCAAACAAGAUCACUGAAUGGACACAUACUCUGCCAGACACCAUUAUCACACAAUUGUUUGGGAAGGAAGAGAUCCAGAACAACCAUGACCUGAUAGCUACCUACCGUCACCACAUCACCACAACAAUGAACCAGUCCAAUGUCAGUCAGUUCUUCCGCUCCUACAAACAACGUACCGCUUUGGAGGUGGAAAGGCCAAUUCCUGGAGGAAAUGUCAAUGUCAGGACUCUCAAGUGCUCCACUCUGCUGGUCGCAGGCGAUAAUUCCCCAGCAGUGGAAGCUGUGGUCGACUGCAACGCUAAACUCAACCCCACCAAGACCACACUGCUCAAGAUGGCAGACUGUGGAGGACUUCCUCAAGUGGAUCAGCCAGCAAAACUGACUGAGGCCUUCAAAUAUUUCAUCCAGGGCAUGGGAUACUUGUCCAGCGCCAGUAUGACCAGACUUCGCUCCAGGACCACCUCCAGCUCCAGCCUCAUGUCUUUUGAUGGCCCCCGGAGCCGUGCACACACCAACGAGCUGCAGCAUGGCAGAACACAAUCCGUCGGCACCGAGGAGAAGCGCGGACGCUCGCACACCGACAUCUCCAUGGACAGCAUCUCUAAUGUGAACCAGAACAUGUCAAAGUCCACCGAGGUGGCAUGCUAGGCCUCACAUGGCUCGGAUUCCCAUGCACUUAAUUCAAACUAUACCUCACUAUAUUUACUCAACUGUAUCCUACUUUCUUUCUUUACUCCACUCUUUUGUAUUUAUUCAGUAAUGCCCUUUUGUUUG